AUGUCAACAGAUUUAUACGACUACGAUAUAGCAAAGGAAAGUUACAAACAAUACAUUAAAAAGGAUCACAUCAAUGAAUUACGAUGGCUUAUUAAGGAUAUAAUUAAACCUGAUCUACCAUAUAUAAUUGACGAAGUAGAAUAUUGUUUAACUGUAUUAAAUAACAAUGAAAUAUCGCGAAUGCCAAUUACAACGGGUGGCUUUCCUUGUGAUCCAAAUGCACCUCAAAUACAAGGUAUAAUAACGCGACAAGGCCCUUAUAUAUUAGAUAUUCAAUUUACAAUUAAGUUUGCACAUUAUAAAAAAGGUCAAUUGAUUUCAUUCCGAGGAAACUCAGACUUAAAUGCCACUGUAACUACAGAAAAAUAUGAGUUAUUACAAUUACAGGUGACCAAUAAGAAAUUGCUGGAAAUAUUAAAAAAUUUAGAAGAUUUAGAGAUGAUAAAUGAUGAUGAGACGUUUGUUCAACUUUUUGAAAAGAUUCUAAGCUCUUUGACUCAAUUAAUUAACAUUUUACAGAAUCCCCCAAACGAAUUAAAUUUUCCUUUCGAUAAUAAUAGCAUUUUAAAACAUUUCUACGAGAGAAGUUAUAAUGACCUUUGUGAAUCUGUACAUCACUUAUUAAGUUUAGAAGUUGCACUUAGCGGGGACAAGUUCAUCCUUGAUUUUAGAAAUUUAGACAAAGUCACGAAGAGGCCAUGGUGCCAAAUAGAUCCCCAAGAUGGCAAGUCCCUUGUUGAUAAAAUUAAAGAACAACAGAGAAGAGAUAGAGGGAAGAAACUAGAAGACAUAUUAGUAGAAAGUAAUGUGAUAGUUGAAGAAGCGAGUUUAUUAAACAACCUUAUGCAAUCAACAUUCAACAAAGAAUCUACGACUUUGCAACAGGCUCAGUUUUUCAUUAGCAGAUGCAUUACUUUUGAUGGUAAAGUAAUAACGGAGUUGGAGAAAGUAUCUACAUCCUGUAGCGACCAAUCAUUAAUGAACUUAACGAACAAACUUAAUGAAUUAGAAGAAAAAUUAGGUAAUCAUUUUAAUAAUUUAUCUAUAUAG
Messenger RNA from Maudiozyma saulgeensis, 1050 nucleotides. NCBI's taxonomy places the organism in Eukaryota, Fungi, Ascomycota, Saccharomycetes, Saccharomycetales, Saccharomycetaceae. The record is from the annotation of a GenBank genome assembly.